This is a messenger RNA of Drosophila navojoa, 751 nucleotides long. It is a transcript of the gene GstE14, whose product is annotated as Glutathione S transferase E14. Gene Ontology annotation, biological process: glutathione metabolic process. The record is from RefSeq and is a predicted model, not a curated record. Gene Ontology annotation, molecular function: glutathione transferase activity. Lineage: Eukaryota; Metazoa; Arthropoda; Insecta; Diptera; Drosophilidae.
AUGUCUGCACCGAUCCUAUAUUACGAUGAUCGCAGUCCACCCGUACGCAGCUGUCUGAUGCUGAUCAAAAUGCUGAAUAUCAAUGUCGAGCUGCGUUUCGUUGACCUAUUCAAGGGCGCACAAUUUGACAAAGACUUCUUGGCCUUAAAUCCACAGCAUAGCGUUCCGACGCUUGUGCAUAAUGAACUACUACUCACCGAUAGUCAUGUUAUACUCAUCCAUUUGGCGGAGCAUUUUGAUGAAGCUGGCAAAUGGUGGCCCAAGGAAUAUGCAGACAGAAUGAAGGUGUUUAAUCGCCUGUUCUUUGAGUGCUCCUUCCUCUUUCGCCGUGACAGUGAUUUAAUGUCGGAAAUCGUACGCAAGCAGUACGCCAAUGUGGAUGUGAAUUAUCAUAGACGCAAGCUCCAUGAGGCAUACGACAUCAUGGAGCGCUAUCUGGAUGGCCAGAAAUACAUGGCAGGCGAUCAGCUGACACUCGCCGAUGUAUCCAUUGUGACCACAUUGAGCACGGUGCAUCUCAUGUUUCCGGUGGAAGCGGAGCGUUGGCCGCAACUACAGCGCUGGUUCGCCACAAUGCAGCAAUUGGAUGCUUACGAAGUGAAUCAACGCGGGGUGGAAAAACUACGUGACAUUGUGCAACAACUGGGCAAAUUUGAAUUUCCCGAGCACGAAUUGUGAUUAAGCAAGUGCUCAUUUUGAAUAAACCGUUUCGCAGCAAAAGUUAAGACUUUGUUUUAAAUUGUGAAGCAGU